Messenger RNA from Dama dama (fallow deer), 6666 nucleotides. It is a transcript of the gene PAPOLG, whose product is annotated as poly(A) polymerase gamma. NCBI's taxonomy places the organism in Eukaryota, Metazoa, Chordata, Mammalia, Artiodactyla, Cervidae. The transcript is spliced from 22 exons. Gene Ontology annotation, molecular function: RNA binding; poly(A) RNA polymerase activity. The record is from RefSeq and is a predicted model, not a curated record. Gene Ontology annotation, cellular component: nucleus. Bases 230 to 2452 code for a protein of 740 amino acids.
CUGGGAAGCGGCGCCAUAUUGGCGUCGGCCGCGCUGUAUUGUCAUAAAUAGAGCCGGUUUUGUGGUGUUUUCACUACUCGGUUGGAUGCCUCGGCUGUAGUAAGUGAGAGAGUGAGCGUGCAAGCGAGAUACAAGCAAGCGGAGGAAAGUGGACAGGAGGAGAAGGGAAGAGCAAAACCAGGACUCCAGAGCGAAAGACAACUCGCCGGUGAGGGAGACGCAGGAAGCGAUGAAAGAGAUGUCUGCAAACACCGUGCUGGACAGCCAGCGUCAACAAAAGCAUUAUGGAAUCACCUCUCCAAUUAGCUUGGCUUGUCCUAAAGAAAUUGAUCAUAUUUACACACAGAAAUUAAUUGAUGCCAUGAAACCAUUUGGAGUGUUUGAAGAUGAGGAAGAAUUGAACCAUAGGCUGGUUGUUCUUGGUAAACUGAACAAUCUAGUAAAAGAAUGGAUUUCUGAGGUCAGUGAGAGUAAGAAUCUUCCACCUUCUGUUGUGGCUACUGUUGGUGGAAAAAUUUUUACUUUUGGCUCCUAUAGACUUGGAGUACACACCAAAGGAGCUGACAUUGAUGCACUUUGUGUAGCCCCAAGACAUGUGGAGAGAUCUGAUUUUUUUCAGUCUUUUUUUGAAAAGUUGAAACAUCAAGAUGGCAUUAGAAACUUAAGAGCUGUAGAAGAUGCCUUUGUGCCUGUUAUAAAAUUUGAAUUUGACGGAAUUGAAAUUGACUUAGUCUUUGCAAGAUUGGCAAUACAGACCAUAUCAGAAAAUUUAGAUCUAAGAGAUGACUCUCGACUGAGAAGCCUUGAUAUCAGGUGUAUUCGCAGCCUAAAUGGAUGUAGAGUUACUGAUGAAAUUUUGCAUUUAGUGCCAAAUAAAGAAACUUUCAGACUCACCCUAAGAGCAGUUAAACUGUGGGCAAAGCGACGUGGUAUUUAUUCCAACAUGCUGGGAUUCCUUGGUGGUGUCUCCUGGGCAAUGCUGGUUGCAAGAACUUGCCAAUUAUAUCCAAAUGCAGCAGCUUCUACUUUAGUUCAUAAGUUCUUCUUAGUUUUUUCCAAAUGGGAAUGGCCAAAUCCUGUGCUGCUGAAGCAACCAGAAGAAAGCAAUUUGAAUUUGCCAGUUUGGGAUCCUCGGGUAAAUCCAUCAGAUAGGUAUCAUCUCAUGCCCAUAAUCACCCCUGCCUACCCACAACAGAAUUCUACGUAUAAUGUGUCCACAUCAACUCGAACAGUAAUGGUAGAAGAAUUUAAACAAGGUCUUGCAGUCACAGAUGAAAUUCUUCAGGGGAAAUCAGACUGGUCCAAACUACUUGAGCCACCAAAUUUUUUCCAAAAGUAUAGACAUUAUAUAGUAUUGACUGCCAGUGCAUCAACAGAAGAAAAUCAUCUAGAGUGGGUUGGGUUAGUAGAAUCUAAAAUACGUGUACUUGUGGGAAAUUUGGAACGGAAUGAAUUUAUUACUCUUGCCCAUGUAAAUCCCCAAUCAUUCCCAGGAAAUAAGGAACAUCAUAAAGACAACAAUUAUGUAUCAAUGUGGUUCCUUGGAAUAAUUUUUCGGAGAGUAGAAAAUGCAGAAAGUGUUAAUAUAGACUUGACACACGAUAUACAGUCGUUUACUGAUACAGUGUACAGACAGGCAAACAAUAUAAACAUGCUAAAGGAAGGAAUGAAAAUUGAAGCAACUCAUGUUAAAAAAAAACAACUUCAUCACUACCUUCCCGCAGAAAUUCUUCAGAAGAAGAAAAAGCAAAGUCUAUCUGAUGUCACUCGAAGUUCAAGUGGACCUCAAUCCAAAAGAUCCUCUCUGGAUAGCAAUUGUUUGGACAGCUCCAGAGACACUGAUAAUGAAACACCUUUUAAUUCCCCAGUGUCUGCAAACAAGCCUUCCAAGCCUGAUAUUCCUCCUUCAGGGGAGACAGAGAGGAAUAACGCUGAGCCUGCUGCUGUAAUUGUGGAAAAGCCACUGAGUGUCCCGGCAGCUCAAGGGCUAUCUAUUCCUGUCAUUGGUGCAAAAGUCGACUCUGCAUUAAAAGCUGUAUCACCCCCAGCUGUGUGUACCAUUCCUACGGUAGUAGGACGAAAUGUCAUUCCUAGGGUCACACCUCACAACCCUGUCCAGGGGCAGCCACAUCUAAAUGGGAUGUCAAAUGUAACUAAGAAUGUUACGCCUAAAAGACCCCACUCCCCAUCUGUAGAUGGGUCCUCUAAGAGGUUGAAAGACAUAGAAAAGUUUAUUCGACUUGAAUCAACAUUUAAGGAAUCACAUGCUGCUGAAGACAGAAAAAGAAAAUCAGUGGAUGCCAUUGGAGGAGAAUGUAUGCCUAUUCCAACUAUUGAUACGUCACGCAAAAAGAGACUGCCCAGCAAAGAACUACCAGAUUCAUCAUCUCCAGUUCCAGCAAAUAACAUCCGUGUCAUCAAAAAUUCCAUUCGGCUGACCCUAAAUCGGUAAAAGCAGUGCCUCCUUACUAAAGUGAAUAUGCAAUCAUUUAGUGGCAUAGAUGCAUCCACUCUUAAAAAUAGAGUGAGCUGUCACACAUAAGAUAAGGUGAAAGUUACAGUCAUCCGCCUAACGACCUUGAAGUGUUUUUUGAACUCUCACACUUUGACCUGCAGAUGCUGUAGCAUUCUCUCAUUGAUUGCUACAUACACUUCUCUGAGGAUCACCUGCUAUCAACUUGUCAUCUGCAAUAUUAUGACUUUGCGUUGGAGGUUUUACUGCCUUAACUUUCGAUGCUUAUUUCUCUGUUAUGGGAACCAGUUCUUGGCUCUUUGGACACUCGUAAAACAAGUCCUGAAAUAUCCACGACCCCCCCACCCACCCUUUUUUUAAAGUCUUAUGUUGUAAUCAUUGUAUAGAACUGAAAAAAUUGGAAAAAAAAACAAAAAAAAGCCUUGUAAUUUUCCAAAUGUUAACACAUUUACUUUAGCAUUGAAGCCACUUUGUGAAACCUGAGAUAAAUGAAUGUGAGGUAUCUUUUCUGCUUUCCUCAUUUGUGUAGAUGUACUUUUUGUCUGUUCUGUUGAUUUAAAUUAUUUUUUUCUCAGAUUGGCACAUGAAAUAUUUAAAUUUUAUUUUUUUGUGCCUUUCUGUCCAAAUGUUGCAUAGUUACCAGGGAGGAUUAGUCCAGUGAUUACAUAAGAGUUGGGCACCAUAAAUUCUCUAUAUUUUGCCUCCUGUGGAGGCCUUUGAAAUGCAUCUUUAUUAAGAAUCAAAAUAUAACCAGAAUACUGAAAGUCAGUAUAUGAACGGUGAAAUUGUUACAUAACCUAUCUCAUGCCAUUCUUGUUAGUUGACUGGUAUUUUUUACUGAGGAGCAACUCAAUCCGGCAUCACCAAUAAAGAUACUUUAAGUAUGGCAAACUUGUAUUUUUGACGUGUACAAUUUAACUUGGCAUGAUAAUUCCUGACCAUUACGUACCCCCACAACUUCAGUUUCUUCAUGGACUAGGCAUGCAGAAAUAAGCAGUGGAUUUUAUUGAGACCUAAAGGCAUCUUUGAAGACAUUGUUACCAACCAUUAAUUGGCUCAGGACCUUUGUAAUUUUUAUUUAAAUAUGAGUUGUCUUUUUUUACACUGCUUUUUUCAGUCCUUUUCUUAAUAUUUUUUAAGUUUCAUGAAUGCAUGCUCCAUUUAUUGAAAUCCAUAACCAUGUAAUUCUUGUAAUAUGUUGAUUCAGUGUUUUGUAAAUGAAGUCGUAUGUAUUUUCAGAGUAUUUUUGUAUGUACUGUAAGAUAACCAUCUUUUCAAAGAGAAAACUUUAAAACCUUUACUGUCUCUCUUUAGUCUAAUUUUUUAAAUAUGGAUUAUGCUUGAAUUAAAAUGAAAAUGUAUAGAUUACACAGCCAGGAAUGCUGGUAUAUAUUACCUUCUUCAUCUUGCACUCACCAUUUAGCAGGUCUAGUAGGAAAAACAAAAUGGUAUAUUUGAAUAGUGCAGGGAGAAGCCCUUAGUUGUAUAGUUUACGGGACACACGGGAUGCCAUUUAGCCAUUGGAGUCAUAGUCCAUUUUUUCUUGCAAGCCCUUUACCAUUGAGCUGAAAUAACUUGAAUUCUAAUUGUCAGAGAGCAGUAUCCUUCUCCCCUCCUGUUCCUGACCCCUGUCUACAUCUCUGAAAUGGAAAUUCUAGUGUUUACCUCUGAAGUUUUCCUUUGUGAAAGUUCAAGAAUAGCAAGGAGAAAACAAUGGUGGUUCCUUUUUUACUUUUUACAUAGGAAAAGACAAGAAUGAAGUCCCAUGACCAAAUGGUAGCUUCCUUGGCAAAGCUGUUUUUUUAGCUGACCCUUUUCCUUUAUUCAGGUAUUUUGAGCUUUGUUUUAUAAAUAUUCUAUUUGAGCAGAAGUGCAUGAUUAUGAAAGGACUGAAUAAUUGUCAUGUGACUCAAAACAUUAAAAACUUCUUUAAGGGCUUUAAGAAUUCUUUAUACAUACAUCCAAGUUUCACCUACUAUGUAAACCAAUUCUUUGGAGUAACUAGUGAAGUUUCUCUUUAAUAAGAAAGCAACAGGCCUAACCUUUGUACUAUAGUAUAGUCAUAUCUCUUGUUUUAAUUGUCCAUUCGACAUGGGGUUAAAGACAUAGCCAAGUGUUUAACUCCUCAGAGACAGCAUUCUUCAACCUGUUUGCUGACUGGUUCGGGGAAUUGAUGAGAUGCUUUUGAGAUGGUGGGUUUGGUCAGAAAUGAAGUGUUUUCUAUCCCAAACAGUAGGUAGAACAAUCAGUCCAGUUGACCCUUGAACAACACAGAUUUGAACUACACAGGUCCUAUAUGUCACCUAUACAUAUUUUUUCAGUAAAUAUAGUACUUGUAUUUUUAUCUUACAGAUCUUUAAGUAGGGGAGAUCACAAUAUGUAGAAUCAAAAGAACUAGGGUUUGAGUCCUGAUUCUAUCCAAACUGUUUCAGCUUCCUGCCCUUGGGUGAGUCAUGUAUCAAUUGGUAAGUUUUUGAGACAGAGUUAGCAGUACAAGUGUUUUCAGCUGGGAUGAGGGGUUCAGCACUCUGCCUCCUGCAUUGUGCAAGGGUCAGCUGUACAUUUUGUUACUAUGGUAGGAGAUGGGGUUCCAAGUAAGUUAAGAGGGAGAAGGAAUGGUCUGUGAUUAUGUGCUAUGUUCAGAGGCACUGGGUGAAUGUGUUUGAUUCUAAGAUGUGUUUUAUUUCAAGUAUAACUAGAAAUAUAUUUUAUAAAGUCAAAUAACCUGUAUGUAGACAACACAUUCAUUUUCAUGACGGUAUUAAAUUUUAAUCUUAACUUUUCAAUGACUGGCUCUAAAGAAUAAUAUAUAUCAAAGAAACGAUUAUCUGCUAGUUUAAACCUUAGGGAUUUAACUACUUUGAGAGACAGGAUACAUGGCUUAAAACCUUGUAAAAUUAGGCGAAGAGGAUUUUACAAGACUAUGUUUACAAUAAGAGUUUUUGUCUUAAGACAGCAAUUUGGUAACAUUAAAAUGUUUACUGUCCUAUAUAGGCACAGAGAGGUGAAGACGAACAGUGUCAAAAUGGGCUAAACUUAUUUUCCAUGGUGUCCACCACUUCAAAAUAGGAACUCCCAACUUGCAAGAUCAUGGACUGUAGGGAAUCCCUUGCAAAUAUAUAUAAGAAGUUUUUGUUCAUAUGCAUAUUUCUGAGGGGAAGUUCAUACUUUCAUCAGUUCUCAAAAUGGUUCAUGACACUAAGAAAAAAAAAAGUUAGGGACCACAGCUUUACAGGAUUGAAUAAUCCCAAACUUUGGAAUUUUCUUAAGAUUUUUCUGUGGUAUAUUUCUGAAAAUGUACUGUGGCUCUUAACUAGUAAAGUGGGCUAAUGAAAGACUCUGGAAUACUGAGUUUCUCUUUUCAAGUUUCUUUAUGUAUCUCAGAUGAAACUUUGUCAGUAUUUAGAAAAAGGCUUAUGAUUGGAUUUAUAAAUGUCUUCAUGUUAACUUCAAUUCAUUAGCAGGAUCAAACCAACAAAUUUCAACGUAGGAAUGAUCAGAGUAGAAUAGCUUAGAAUAAUCAUUAGAAAUGGUAAAAAGCAGAAUUAAUAAUUAAAGAUCCUAAAAAAAUAAUAAAGAUUCUAAUCCUUUGAUUUGGUAGCCUUAAAUUUCUUAUUCCUCCAUGUUUGUGGUUCAGACUGAACAGACCAAUAAAUAGAACUUUAGUGUAAAAAAAUUUUUUUAAUAAAAUUAUACGAGUGCGUAAAUAACUACCUAUUAAACCUUCCAAAGCUUGGAAUUUAAGUCAUGAUAAUAGUGAUGAAUAUAGUGCAAGCGAUAGAAGAAAGCCAGUCUAAAAAAUGGUAACUAUUUCCUUAGGAUUUUUUAAAAGAAUUGUACAAGGUCAGAGCCUUCCCAGAUUUCCUAUUUUUUUCUGGAAUUUUAUAUUUGAAGUUAGUUGAACAUAAGAUUAUCAUCAGGCUUGCUCUAAUUUUUUAAUGUAUUGCUGCAUUUUUAGCAAGGACCCAAGUAAUUACCUUAAAAAGUACUUAGGAUAUAUUUGAGGUAAAUGGUGCUACAUCACUUCACAGUGUUAAUGUAAAAUGAAUGCAGCUGCUGCUCCUUUCUAGUUAGCUGUUUGUGUAAUUCAUAUUAAUUUUUCCUGCCUUUUAUUUGGAUUGUCUUAAUUUCUUAGUUGUACACAUGAGCCUCAUUGUCUGGAAUAAGUAAUAUAAUAAACUUGCUUUGAUAAA